Molecule: messenger RNA, 3090 nt
Organism: Manihot esculenta (cassava)
Lineage: Eukaryota; Viridiplantae; Streptophyta; Magnoliopsida; Malpighiales; Euphorbiaceae
Exons: 9
Coding region: 395-2764 (789 amino acids)
Molecular function (GO): protein binding
Source: RefSeq, a predicted model, not a curated record
UUCACUUGACUGUGCCUUAGCUCUUCUCUCCAUAGACACAUGCGUCUAUUCAACCCAUCAAAUCUGAAGUUUUAAAACUUGAAAAAACCGUCAAACAUUAACUCCUUAAUUCCAAAAAAAAAAUAUGUACUACUUGUUCCCACAAGGCAUCAGAUUGGUAAAAGGCAAAGCAGUGGGCCUAUAAAAUUUGGGCUUCGUAUCGGAUUGGAUAAAAUCUAAAAGAAUUUAGCGUGGGACCUACGUAGUAGGAAACUGAAAGUUACAGUUGUGUAAUAAAAGCAGGACCCAAAGACUUGGCACGUACUGAUCCCGCCGUAUAAAAUGCUGGAAAGAAAGAAAAUCAUCCGAAAGGAGGGAGCACAAAAUCUAUUCUUUUGUUUUGAAGUUACCCGCGAUGGGCAGCCAAAGCGAGAGUAACGCGAAUCGAUCGCAGAUACCUCCUGGGAUGAAGAAGAUUGUCCAGAGUUUGAGAGAAAUUCUUAACCAUAAAUAUACGAACGAUGAAAUCUACUCUGCCCUUCGUAACUGUCACAUGGACCCUUAUGACACCGUUCAGAGACUCCUUUCUCAAGAUAUUUUUCAUGAAGUGAAGAGCAAACGUGAAAGAAGAAAAGAGAUGAAAGAGACGCAAGAAUCAAGGGCUUGGGGUAGUAAUAAUGGUUAUCAUGGAGUUAAAGCUGAUGCCGAAUAUAAUGUCGAUCAUGCAUCAUCUCAAAUCAGCUACAAUGACGACGUUGGUAAAGUUGAAUCUAUGAGAGGGAAUCUGUCCGUUGCUUCUUCUAUAACUUCUUCAUCACCUUUGACUUAUCAUGUGAAAACUACAAAAGAGCCGCCUUCACUUUAUAGGUCUUUCAAUGUUGAUAAUGGAAGACAAACUUUUGGAACUGGUGGUUCCAUCUUGUCAUCUGAACAAACUUCUGGCAGAUCGCUGGCUGCUUUGGAUAGUGGUCCUCGUGGGCAUGUUUCUAUGGCUGACAUUGUUAAGAUGGGUAGGCCACAUGUCCAGGGUUCAUCUGUGGCAGCGGAGACAUCUAAUACACUUGAAGAUAUGGAUGCAAGAGACUCAUUGGAUAGUUUUCUUAAACCUUCCCAUGAUUCUUCACCAUCUCCCGCUCCACUAGAACUACACCAAGAUCUGCAAUGUUCACAUCCUGCUAAUCUGUCAAAGUCUGCUUAUCAAUCUGGCACCACCACUACCAGCCAGCACAAUUUUGAUGACAAAUGGCCUGUGAUUGAGCAGCAGGAAUCUGGUAGAGAAAGCUGCUCUCGUUCAUCUUUUGCAAAUGGCUCUGUACUUCUGAAUGGAAAAGUAUCAUCAACUGCUGCAAACUUGAAGCAGCUAAGUCUGGAGAAAGAGUCCAAAUUAGUGCUGCUACCAGAGGAUGAUCAUCCAUUGGUGUUUCCAAAUGAUAUGCGAGCCUCAGCUGCUGACUGCCAACAUUUGAGUUUUGGUACAUUUAAUUCUGGUUUGCAGCAGCUGAGUCUGGAGAAAGAGUCCAAAUUAGUGCUGCUACCAGAGGAUGACCAUCCAGUGGUGUUUCCAAAUGAUAUGCGAGCCUCAGCUGCUGACUGCCCACAUUUGAGUUUUGGUACAUUUAAUUCUGGUGUGCAUGCUAAAAUUUCUGGGCCAUUGGCCUCAAAACCCUCAAAAAGUAACUUGAAGGAGGUGCCUGCAGUAAUUGAUGGGUCAUCUUCUGUUUGCUUGGACACUAGAAAUUCAGGGUACUUUGGUGAGUCCCUAUGCAGUAAGCAGGUUGGACUCAUUUCUGAUGCACAUCAAUUAACUGCACAUGUUAGGGAUCAUAACUUGUCUACAUCAUUACAGCCAGAGUUGACAAGGGAAAAUAUUCAUGAGUUCAAUAAUGGGCAUGAUUUUACAUCUGAGAAAUCUGUACCAGACUCUUGUUUCAAAAAUAUCCAAGAGCCCACUACUCCAUGGCCUGUUAUGAUAAGCCCUCAUGCCUCAGAUAUCCCUCCUCUUCAUUGUGAACUGAUUCUAAAUUCUGGUGCCUUUUCUUUACCGGACUCAUACUCAUCUACUAUGCCCGGUGUGGGUUUCGGUGCAGGUCUGGUGCUUCCCCGGCAUCUGGUGGCACAUUCUUACCCUCGGUCUUCCUCUGGCUACUCUGCUGUUUGUCAAACAUAUCCCUGCACUCCAUCUGCUUUGCAGCAAGCAUAUCAACAUAGCAGUGUAUUUCGUGAUCCCCGGGCAAGAAUGAAGUAUAACCUUCAACCAUCAAAAGAGGUUUUACCUAGGAGUAGCUUGCCUCUGUCUAGUGCAAAUAUUUGCAGUUAUGAAGGUUUGGGGAAUCCCAUCAACUUGUCUGGGAGGUUUCUAAAUGAUUUAUCAACUAUCCCUAACGUAGUUUUGGGGAAUCCUGCCAAUUUUUCUGAGAGAUCUCUGAAUGAUUUACCCACUACCCUUGGUGGGUAUGCAGUUGACUAUAAUGAUUUUCUACGCGGUCAGUGCGAGGAGGAAAAUAAUUUUACUAUGCUUCAACAGGAUUAUGGACGUGGUUCUAGAACAUCUUCGACUGUUACAGAAAAUGGAUAUUACUGCUUACAAAGACAAAGCCAGCUGCGAUCUACUCAUCAAGAUCAACAGCGCUCACAGAAUUAUGGUGCUCUAGGUUGCAUAAAUGUUUAUCAUUCUCAACAAACAAUAUCACAAGAUGAACAGCUGAAAAGCCUUGGUGAUUCAGCUUUUAGAAGUUCUCAAGGUCCAUCCGAGCAAUUUCAACCAUUCUGGCGGCAUAUCUGGUAAUGGUCGCAGGUCAUCAAAUCCAUUUCUUCAACUUCGGUUGCACGGCUCCUGAGUCUCUUUUUGGUCCUUUUCAGUAGCUGAGUUUGAAAGAGGCAAAUUAGGUCGGUUCACUGUUUAAUUAGAAUGUUAUGGUAGUCAUGAGUCUGGCUCUAAUUGUACACACCUAAAAGAGAUGAGUGUGGCUCUGUCCCAUGCCUCAAUAUUGUAUUAUAUCUUUUUUUCGUAUUGGGGCACGGUUUAGAUGAGUAGCUUGCCAAUGUGAAUUCCUUCAUUUUCAAAAAGCAUUUUGAUUUAAAAAAAAAAAAAUUAAAAAAGACUACACACAA